Molecule: messenger RNA, 804 nt
Organism: Plasmodium vivax (malaria parasite P. vivax)
Lineage: Eukaryota; Apicomplexa; Aconoidasida; Haemosporida; Plasmodiidae
Product: variable surface protein Vir21, putative
Exons: 2
Coding region: 1-804 (267 amino acids)
Source: RefSeq, a predicted model, not a curated record
AUGUCGGAAGAUGUAGUAGAUUAUAUAAAAUUAAUUGAUAAGGAUCCUACAUUAUGUAACAAUGAUUUAUUUAAAUUUUAUAAAAAAUUUAGCAGCAAAUGUGAAGAUUUGAAUGAUGAAGCUUAUUGUAAAGUUAAUAUGUUUGAAGGUGUAAAUGAAAGUGCAAACGAUAUUUUCAAGAAACUGAUGAGAAAUGUUAAUAAGAUAAUAAAGAAUAGUGAUAUAUAUUAUAAUACCAUAGAUAACGGAAAUUAUAUUAAUAAACUAUGUAUAUACUUAAAGUAUUGGUUAUACGAUAAAAUACUCACUAAAAACAUUGAUGAGUCUAAUAUUGGUAAAAUAUUCGAAGCGUUGGUCCCAAAUAAUGAGAAGCCUUCAGAUAAUAGUUUAAAAUGUGAAUUUCAUGAGAUUAAAUUGAAUGAAAUUAAGGAUAUAAAAAAAUUAUAUGAUUAUUUUGUAUUUUACGAUGGAUAUAAAUUUGUGGGAAAUAUUAUAAAUGAUAAAAUAUUCAAUAGUGUGCAUCGUGAUUACCUAAAGGGGGCUAUUGAUGUACAUAAAAAAGCAGAAAGUGACUGCACUGAAAAAAAUAUUACAGGAUAUUGUAAUGAAUAUAAUAAUUACAUUAAAAAAUAUAUUGAUGGUAAAGUAUUAUAUUCAUUAGAAAAAAAACUUAAAGAUGAGGACAUAGUUACAAUAAUAGAGAAAACACUUGAAACACAGGGUACAACACCAGCACCGCGUGUUAAAGGUGCUCUAGAAGAAGGGGACACAUCACAUACUGAUAAAAAACAGGUAAAAUCAUAA